AUGGAAGUUACAAAUGAUACAACAGAUUUAUUUCGUAAAUUUAAAUUAAAACGUAAUUUAGUCACAUUAAAUUGCACGGAAACAAAUAAACACCUAAAAUGUAAUAGUAUAUAUUCAUUAUCAACGUUUCAAUUUAAUCGCAGUGACAGUGACAUGAUCAAUUUGUGUAGUAAUUCAAGUUCAGAAUCAUUACGUUCAAAUACACCAGAAUUAUUUGUUGAUGGACAUUUUCAAGAGUCUCCACCAUCAACAGCCUUUUAUCCUACACAAGCUAUUACUCAUCAAUCCGAUAACUUUUCUUCACAACUUCAUCGUGUUAAAAGUUUUUCACCAUCUUGCUCCAUAAGUUCAACGACAUCUGAAGAAAAAGAGGUUGAUAUACGAGACAAAGGGCCGAUGAAUACUGUUCAAUCAUUCUCUCUUUCAAAUGGUACUAACAGUUCAUAUUCUAUGACACCUGUACAUCAGUCACCCAGUAUAGAGAAAACAGGAUUUUCAUUUAAUCCGACAUUCGAUUUUCAAUCAUAUCAAGAGCAAGAUGAAAUGAAAAACCAAGGAAAUAAAAUAAGAAAAAAAAUACAAAAAAAUCAAUCAUUUAAACAUGGAAAUAAUAUUGAAGACGAUCAGACUGUUCAUCAAACACCAGAUAUUGAAGAAUUAAAAAAACAUGAAGAAGCUCUUCUAAGGCAAAUAGAAUUUUUAGAUUCAAAUGUUUAUGGAACAGAAGACAAUUACAAUAAUAAUAAUAAUAAUAAUAAUACAGAUUAUCAGUGUCUACAACGUGAUUCGUCGCCAUCAUAUCAUAGACAAAAUGGUUUAUGUAGUCCUGUUAACUCAUACGGAUUGGAGAAAGAUAAUAUAUUACCAAAAAUAAAUCAUACUAAUAAUAAUAGUCGAGAAAAAUUAGGAGAAUGUGUUGUUUGUAAAGAUCGUGCCACUGGUAUACACUACGGUCUGUUAACGUGUGAAGGUUGCAAAGGAUUUUUUAAACGAACCGUACAAAAUAAACGAAAAUAUCGAUGCAGUGUCAAUGGAAAUUGUGUCGUAGAUAAAACACAACGUAAUCGUUGCCAACACUGUCGAUUUCAAAAAUGUUUAAAAAGUGGUAUGGUAAUUGGGGCUGUACGUUUGGAUCGUGCGCCAGGUGGACGAACACCAGAAAAUGUUGCACGUCUCUACAGGUAUAAAAAUGCUCAAAAUUUAGUCAUAUCUCAACCAUCAAUCGAUUCUACUCAUAAUUUCGAAUGUGUUUUGAUGAAUUCAUGUAAUUUAAAAUCAGCAAUGGAAGAAAAACUGAAUACGUCUCUAUCUCUAUCACCAACACCUACAGAAAAAUAUCGUUUCGAUCAAUUAUCAACAAUUGACUCCAUGUUUGAUCUACUUAAACAAUUACUAAACGUAACAAACAUGGAAGAUUUAUCAUUAGCGAUUAAAAAAAUAUGUAAUUCAAUGAUCGAUCGUUUUAUGUUAUGGUACAAAGAUUUGCCAUUUUAUCAACGUCUCAAUUUGGAAUUAAAUAAUCAAAUAAUGGGUAAUCGAUGGUCAGAUGUAUUAUUUUUCUUUGUGGUGUAUUUUCUAUCGACCAAUACGACUUAUUCACAAUCAUAUCUCCUAUCGCAUAACGAACACUUAAAACGUUUAUUAAAAUAUUUAAAUAUUGAGAAAAAAAACACUGUCAAUAACAGUGACGACGGAAAUAUGAAUUUGAAUGAUAAUCAAUAUAUUCGAUAUAUUACUGAAUUAUUAAUUGAAUUUAUUCAUUUAAUGUUACAAUGUAAAUUAACUGAAACAGAAUUUUCAUUAAUUAGUAUUUUACUUGUGACAAAAGCUGAAGAACCAUUGAAUAUUCAUAUUCACAAGGAGUUAAACUCAUUAGAAAAUUCUUAUUUGGAUGUAUUACAAUCAUAUGAAGUCAAAACGUAUCCACAACAACCAACGCGUAUGACGCAAAUAACAUUAUUGAUUAGUCAAAUCAAACACAUCUCACAAUCACUUGUAACAAAUAGAAUGUUCUUUCUCCCAUUUUUACUAAUUCCGAGAUCUUUAUAA
Messenger RNA from Didymodactylos carnosus, 2049 nucleotides. Lineage: Eukaryota; Metazoa; Rotifera; Eurotatoria; Philodinida; Philodinidae. The record is from the annotation of a GenBank genome assembly.